UGUUUGGUAUAGAGUGUCUGUCCUGGAUUACAUGGGAAUUAGGCUUUGGAGACUGAUUUCAUAAGCACGACCAAAUACCUGGUCCAAAACAGUAUGACGGAUGAUGAAGGAGGAUUAGUACGCUCCGAUACGCACAAGGCUUUAUUUUAUCAGAGUAUCGAGCCGGGAGAUCUUCGAAGCUUCGUUGCGGGGGCUCGAUUAACUAUCAUCGACGGUUUGUUGAAGCCCAUUGCGGAUGCAGUAGACAAUCUCCGAAUGAGUAAUGUCGGCGACAAGUCUCUCUGUAAAGGUUCCCGUUACGAGAACGAGAAAUCUCAAUGCGAGACAUUCAUGCUUGGAGUUAUCAUUCGCUCGCUCACGAAGAUGGACCUCUGGCCUGUUCCCGAACCCGAAAAAGUUCAAAUUUCUGUGUCACAAUUAAUAGAGAAGCUCAAAGGGUUCAACUCACAGAGCUGUGCACUCAGUCACAACUGCCUUGCCAUCCCCAAUAUGGCAGAUAUAAUCAAGAUUGCCCAAAAUUGGUCUCCGAUCGAACUACCCCAUUUGGAACACAUUCAAGCGCAGGCGAAAAAGGUUGGGCUGUCAAAUUCAUGAGCUAAACAAAUCAGUAUCGGGUUUUAAGUGAGGAUGCUAUCAGGAUUCUGAGAGGAGGCGGUAAGAAGAAAAUGAAUACUGAGAUGGCACCAUGA
This is a messenger RNA of Hypoxylon trugodes, 689 nucleotides long. RefSeq lists its product as uncharacterized. The transcript is spliced from 2 exons. Bases 94 to 594 code for a protein of 166 amino acids. The record is from RefSeq and is a predicted model, not a curated record. NCBI's taxonomy places the organism in Eukaryota, Fungi, Ascomycota, Sordariomycetes, Xylariales, Hypoxylaceae.